AUGAGCCCAAAUAUUGCAUUAAAUGGUGAUAAUAAUUUAAAACAAGAGAUUAAAGAAUUGGGAUUUGGUACAAGAGCUAUUCACGUAGGACAAGAACCUGAUCCAAAUACGGGAGCCGUCAUUCCAGCAAUUUCCUUAUCUACAACAUAUAAACAAUCUGCUAUCGGCGUUCACAAUGGUUAUGAAUAUUCACGAUCUGAUAAUCCGAAUCGAAGCAAGUUUGAACAAGCAAUCGCAUCACUUGAAAAAGGAAAAUAUGCACUUGCAUUUUCUUCGGGAAGCGCAGUAACGGCAACGAUAGUGACAUCAAUUGGGACGAAUGGGCACAUCGUUUCUGUAAGUGAUGUGUACGGAGGAACGAAUCGAUACUUCUCCAAAGUAGCAGAUACCCAAGGAAUUGAAACGACAUUUGUUGAUUUACAUGAUCCACAAAAUCUUAAAGAUGCUUUUCGAUUCAACACAAAUCUUGUAUGGGUUGAAACCCCAACCAACCCAACUUUAAGUUUAGUCGAUAUAAAAGCGGUUGCUGAAAUAACACAUCAACAUAAUGCAAUCCUUGUGGUGGAUAAUACAUUUAUGAGCCCAUACUUUCAAAAUCCCCUUGAAUUAGGGGCGGAUAUUGUUGUACAUUCUGUCACCAAAUAUAUUAAUGGACAUUCCGAUGUCGUUAUGGGUGUUUUUAUAACAAACAAUCAAGAAAUUCAUAAUAAGAUCAAAUUUUUACAAAAUGCUAUUGGAGCCGUACCAUCGGCAUUUGAUUCUUGGUUAGCGAAUCGUGGAUUGAAAACACUUCAUUUACGUAUGAAACAACAUCAAGAAAAUGCUUUAAGAAUUGCUAGAUUUCUACAAGGGAGUGAUAAAGUUGAUCAAGUUAUUUAUCCUGGUUUAGAAAGUCAUCCACAACAUUUAUUGGCCAAAAAGCAAGCCAGGGGGUUUGGUGGAAUGUUAAGUUUUAAAAUAAAAGGUGGAUUUAAAGAAGCGAAUACUUUCUUACAAAAUACCAAAUUAUUCACCUUAGCCGAGUCACUAGGAGGUGUAGAAAGUUUAGCUGAACAUCCAGCAAAAAUGACACACUCCGGUCUUACUCAAGAGCAUCGUAAUGCUGUCGGUGUUACCGACAAUCUAAUAAGAUUAUCUAUUGGUAUUGAAGAUGCUGAGGAUUUG
Molecule: messenger RNA, 1164 nt
Organism: Funneliformis caledonium
Lineage: Eukaryota; Fungi; Glomeromycota; Glomeromycetes; Glomerales; Glomeraceae
Source: the annotation of a GenBank genome assembly